Messenger RNA from Phaedon cochleariae (mustard beetle), 306 nucleotides. The record is from the annotation of a GenBank genome assembly. Lineage: Eukaryota; Metazoa; Arthropoda; Insecta; Coleoptera; Chrysomelidae.
AUGGAUGAUGGUCAUUUCUGUUUGAGUUUCCAACAAAUUGAAAUUUGUUUGGCUCUCAAUCAUGAUAUAAUCUCCAGUUUGAGCACUCUCAAACGAAAAUUACACAAAUUGGGAUUGUUCAGAAGAAAGAAUUUUACUGACAUUCUAGUAAUUCAACAAUUCAUUACAAAUAAUGCGAAAACUCAUGGUCAAUUACAAGGAUACCGAUGGAUGCACCUCAAAUGCCUUCAGAAUAAUUCAGUAGUUACACAAGAGAUGGUUUGUCUUCUGCUUCCAAUAAAAUGGUUAUCCAAAUGCCUUUCUUAA